CAGACCAUGUGGCUGAUGGAGAAGCUCCGCGGGUCGGUGGAGAGCAGCAGCAUCCUCCGGCACGGCGACGGCGAGAAGCAGGGCAAGGCGCCCGUCUACAGCAACGUCCUGACGCCCGACAAGAUCCCCGACUUCUUCAUCCCGCCCAAGCUCAUGUGCUGCCCGUCCGAGGAGGAGCCGGAGGCCCCGCCCGCCAAGCCGGCGCUCCGGCCCUCCACCUCGGAGCAGGCCAUCACGGGCCGCAAGCCGGCGGGCGGCCCCCGCAGCCCCCGCAGCCCCCGGCUCCUCAGCAAGCUGGCGGGCGACACCCGGAGCCUCCUCAAGGCGGCGAACCGGCACAUCAUCCAGAUCGAGAGCGCGGACGAGGCGUCCGGGGGCGGCGGUGGCUACGCGGGCGAGCUCGACCCCAACACCAACGCCGACCCGCAGUCGCAGACGGCCAUGUCGCUGCCCUACGUGCCCAAGGCCCAGACGUCCUACGGCUUCGCCACGCUGGCCGAGAGCCCGCACACCCGGCGCAAGGAGUCGCUCUUCCACAGCGAGCACACCAGCCCCAUCGCCUCGCCCAGCGCCCAGCGCCGCAAGGCCGAGGGCAACCACCUGCACCCGGCCGACCUCAACGCCGCGCACGCCAACCCCUACCGCUACUUCAGCGGCGGCGAGAGCGACACCUGCUCCUCGGCGGAGUCCUCGCCCUUCGGCUCGCCGCUGCUCUCCCGCUCCGCCUCGCUGCUCAAGAUGUUCACGCACGAGACGCAGGCCAAGGUGUCGCGCGCCAAGCGGAGCUUCGCCCGCCACAGCUCGCUGUCCACGGACGAGUGCAGCUCGGCCGACACCAGCCCCAGCAUCCCGCGCCGGGCGCGGUGCGCGCUGUUCGCCCGGGGCGCCCGCGGGGGCGCGGGGGCGGCGGGGGCCGGCGGGGCGGGGGCCGAGGGCGGCCCGGCGGGCGGGGACCGCACCCGCCUCCAGCGCGAGCACACGGUGAACCUGCACAAGGGCGGCACCCUGCGGCUGUGCACGGAGUACGACGCGGAGGCCACGCGUCUCCGGAUCCGCGUGCUGGCGGCCGAGGACCUGUACGACCGCGCCUGCGACAUCAAGGGCAUCAACUGCUGCGUGUCGCUCUACCUCAACCCCGGCAAGCUGCAGAAGCAGCGCAGCACCAUCGUCAAGAACAGCCGCAACCCCGUCUUCAACGAGGACUUCUUCUUCGACGCCGUCCCCGCCGCGCAGGUCAAGAACCUGGCCGUCAAGAUGAAGGUGGUGAACAAGGGCACCAGCCUGAAGAGGGACACCCUGCUGGGGGAGAGGGAGGUCCCCCUGAAGGACCUGCUCUCAGGCGUCUAGGCCCAGGCUCCAGGGGUCUCCCCCCCCCGCCCGGUGGAGGAGGAGGUCGAGGUCUACAGUCAACGUUCCGACCACCCGGUC
This is a messenger RNA of Conger conger (European conger), 1428 nucleotides long. Its product is annotated as C2 calcium-dependent domain-containing protein 4C-like. Bases 7 to 1347 code for a protein of 446 amino acids. NCBI's taxonomy places the organism in Eukaryota, Metazoa, Chordata, Actinopteri, Anguilliformes, Congridae. The record is from RefSeq and is a predicted model, not a curated record. The transcript has a single exon.